AUGUCCAACACCGAGCCCGUCCACUUCUUCGACAUCACCUCCACCCUCCCAGGUGCAUACAAAUCAUGGUCCCCAAAUACCCUCAAAGUGCGAACGGUGCUUAACUUCAAGAAAAUCCCCUACACCCAAAGCUGGAUCUCUUACCCGGACAUCGCGCCCUUGAUCAAAGGGUUCGGCCUCAAAGCCAACGAUGUCGGAUACGCAUACACCCUCCCCGCAAUUACCCACGGGUCCCUGAUCUCAACCUCAAACCCGCACGGAGCAUUGAUGGACUCGCUUCCUAUUGUCGAGCAUCUGGACCGCGUUUUCCCCGACCGUCCGCUCUUCCCCUCUGGCGAUGCGAGCUAUGCGCUGUUUCUUGCGGUUCAGAAACUUAUCUCCGGCCUGGGACCGGCGAUCGGCUCGCUGAUUAUUCCCACUGUGCCAAAUCACCUUGACCCUCGGGGGCAGGAGUAUUUUGUGCGGACGCGGACUGAGACGUAUGGGAAGCCGUUGGCGGAGGUUCGGGCGGAGGGAGAGAGACAGAUUGCGGAGAUUUGGGAGAGUGCUGAGAAGUCGUGUGAGCCGUUGAUUAAGAUGCUGAAGGGGAGAGAGGGGAAGAAGGGUGCUUUCUUUGAAGGGGAGACGGCUGGUUAUGCAGAUUUGUUCUUCGUAUCCUGGGUGGCGUUUUUCCAUCGAUUUGAUCGCCAGUUCUGGGAGAAGUUGAUGGGGCUCGGGGAUGGCGAGUUUCGGGCUUUGUGGGAUGCUUGCUUGCCCUGGCUGGAGGGGCAGGGUGAGGAGAAGGAUUGGCCGAUCCCGAGUGCUUGA
Molecule: messenger RNA, 807 nt
Organism: Penicillium odoratum
Lineage: Eukaryota; Fungi; Ascomycota; Eurotiomycetes; Eurotiales; Aspergillaceae
Product: glutathione S-transferase family protein
Exons: 2
Coding region: 1-807 (268 amino acids)
Source: RefSeq, a predicted model, not a curated record